Messenger RNA from Megalopta genalis, 4552 nucleotides. RefSeq lists its product as uncharacterized. The record is from RefSeq and is a predicted model, not a curated record. Lineage: Eukaryota; Metazoa; Arthropoda; Insecta; Hymenoptera; Halictidae.
CGGAGGAGAGGAGUCGAGAGACUCCUGUGCGUCCGCUGGGUAAGCCUCUCGAGUUUCACCGACUUACUUAGGACCGUGCGCGGAGAAAACUGCCGUCAGUUCGCGGGAACGCUUUGCCGAGCGUGGAAGAGUGUUGUUGCCGGUUCGAAAGUAACGAGGGAAGCCGAUCGAAAGCAAGUCGCGAUCGACGAGUCGCUUGUUCGCGCGCGCGCGCACGCCAGUCCGUCCGUCCGUCCGUCCGGCAAAAAAGAACAAUGUUAACACGGCAUUCGUGCGCGACGGUGAUUUAGUGAUCCGACCGAAGAGGAAUUCCGUGCCGAUCGUGUAUAUGGGAUCGGCGCCGGUGCGUACGGAACAUCGGCCGAUUUUUCUAUCGCCACGAUUCAACGCGAUCCCGAGGAUUCCGCGCGCGGCGAAAACGCUGUAAUUUCUAGCGUUCGAAAUCGAACAGUUUGAAAAGUAACGAGUUCUAAAUUAUCGCAUUGAAAAUUCUCGCAUAUACGGAAUUCUAAGCGAACGAAUUACAAGACGAUUUUCCGUGUACUUCGAGGAUACGAAGAGCCUAAUUAUCCCAGAGAAAUAAUGCUAACCUCUGCUGCCUCGAUCGGCGGAAGAUACUAGGCGACUUCUUCGAAGUCAUCGUAUCGGUUCUCGGAUCUCGGAAAAGGAUCCCGUUCGAAAUCCAAAGAAAGAGAAUCGUUUUCGUAUCGCUGUGUGUUCCUUCGUGCGUGAUUUCUGUAUCCGUCUGUAUCCCGGUUUUGAAAAGUCGUCGCGAACGCCGCGUUCGGUAAGCCCGGAUUAACGAACAAUUAAUUCGCCUCGAAGCGACUGGAAGGCCCGUGGGAAGUCCGCUCGUCGUCGCGAGCGGAAACGAGCCGCGUCGGGGAGCCACCGCCGCCGCCGUCGCCGCGGCGUCCGUUCGCAAUUGAGACACGCGAAGGGACAAGAAGAGCUGUUCUGCAUGAACCCUGAGGAAAUCUUCGGCCUGUGCAACAGGAAGAACGUGAUCUUCGUUAUACUGUGCGCGGUGGCGCUGUACGUGCAUCUGUUCACGGUGGGACAGAGCGGCAACGGCCAGGAGCUCGAGGAUUAUCUGGACGCGGGGGAGGAGGAGGAGGAGGCGGCGGCUCGGCAGAUCUCUUGGUGCAUCGGGGACGAAGAACUGUCCGUGUUUCGGUCGCACUGCAACGAUGUGGAAGAUAUUCUGUCCGCUCUUGCUGAUGCUUUUCACGUUUGACCGGCCGCGCGAUAGAUCCGCUCGGGCCGAGCCAAUCGGCGAGCUCGUUCCGAGGGACGACGAUGAUCAGAAUCAUCGGGGGGAAGACCGGAAGCGAGGAGAAACGAAGAUCGAGGGCCCGCGUUUCCCGUUCUACGAGGACGACGACGAGGGUUCGAGCGAGCGGAUCGGAAGAUGGCGGAAGAACGGCGAGGCCUUGGAACCGAAAUGGAGGGACGGCGACACGGUGCCUCUGCUACCGUUUUCUCAGUUAACGCGGUACUCGACCGGCGAUCUGGGCUACACCGGGGAAGACGAGGACGACGCGCAUCAGCGGCGGUCGAAGUACAAAGAAACCCAGGAGACUCCGUUCCUACGGAACGCCGAGCGAGCUCCGUACGCUGACCACGAAGACUACGAGGAGAAAGGCGAGACCAGAAAAGAGGAGACGCCGCCGCGACGGAGAAACAGUCGACCGGCGCACGGCUUCAAGCCGCAGGCGACUUCGAGCAAGCAGAUGAACCCCGAUGACACAGCGGAGUAUCGAGAAGCGGCGUCGACGAAGUACCGCGAGGCCUUCCAGGUGCGUCCGAACGACUACGAGCACGAACUGGACGACGAGGAGUACCUGAAGCCACGGCCGAGGAAGAGGCGGCCGCCGCAGAACUACGAGUUCGCGUUGACGGAGAACGAGACGUCGCGGCCGGAAGCUGGAAGCGGUCCGUGGUCUCGGCCGGGUGGUGUCCGCACGGUUUCCGCGGACUCGGAGUCCAGGAAUCAGUUCGUGAAGAACGCGAUGGAGCUGAAGUCUCUACUGAAGAUGCAGCAGGAGGAGGGCCUGAGCCUGUCGGAGCUGCUGCAGAGGAGGAACCUGACGCUGAACGACCUGCUGAAGGGCAGAGCCGACGCGAUCAACGCGCUGAGAUCGAAGGACGCCGAGGACUACGUCGACGAGAAGCCGACGAUCGCGCCGUUCGCGAAAUUGACCACGAAGAGGCCGAAGAACUCGCUCGUGGAGGGAGGAACGGUCUCGACGGUUCCGGCGGCGGUCGAUCGCCAUGAAAAUGCGACGGGUAUGAUGCCGCGUUUAGGGCAAUCAACGACCGGAAAAUCGCUGAACACGGAACCUCCUCGUAUCAGGGGAACGCCCGCGGCCGGCGUUCUCGCUAUGGUUACGACGUCGAUGCCAUUCCCCGUCGCCACCAACUCCAUGGAACUGCUGCGGUCCGAGGAGACCACCGCGAAGCUGCGGGGCAACGGCGAGAUCAGGAUCGACGGCCUCGACGAGGACGAGAUCAUGGAGUUCUCGGACUUCCCCGACUACAAGAACGGCCGGAACGCGAUGUCCCCGGUGUGGUUGACCGUGAAAGACGGGAACGGCGAGGCUCCGGGGACGCUGCGGGAGGGCUACGAGGACAAGGGCUCGACCUUGAGCAUCGAGCAGCUUCUGAAUCCGACGGAACGCUCGUGGUCGACCCCGGGGAACGGGAAACGGGCGAGCGCGGAGGACGGCGUGACUAUGAGGCGACCUGGAAAAGAGGAAUACAGCAUGUACAUGGAGCACGAGUACCAAGACGACGAGUCGGCCGUUUACCCGGACCGCAAUGUCGAAGUCGCGACCUCGACGGAGAGAAGUAAUCGAGGAGAGACCGUGAUGCAAGGGAUGGAGAUUGCGUUGGAUUCGACGACCGAUGGAAACUCUACGAAGAAUCACGAGACAAACGACGCUGAUUACAACUUCGGGUAUCAGCAUGGUGUUAACGGGACCACGAAGAAGAGCUACGACGAUAUUAUAUCCGAGGUGGAGCCGGAGGCGCGGGCAGAGAUCUUCGAGUUGUUCGCGUCCGGAUCGGCCGGCAAGCGGCUGGAGAGGCUUCUGAAGUCCAGGAACAUGAGUCUGGAGGAGCUGAUCGCGCUGAGACAGAGGGGAUCGAGCAAGGUCCAUCUGGCCGACGUGUCACGGAUCAAGGUGCCGAAGAUCGCUGACGUAAACGGCGAGAAGAAAAGUGCUGGCGACGGAAGAGCGAUCGGCUAUGAUAAGAGAAUGAACGGCUAUCUGACGGAGUCCUACGAGAAUCUGCAUAGAUCUGUAAUGUCCAGUCCGGCGAGCUUCGUCCAACCGAAGGAAAUUACUACCGCGAAAUCGUUCUCUAACGCGACGACGGCCUCCAAGAUCGAGGAUGGAAGUGUUCUCGACGCGAGUCAGGAGAUCGCUGGACGACGCCAGGAGCAAAUCGUCGACUUGUUAACGACCUUCGGCUCGCUGCCGUUUGCGAAGGACAUUCAGCGGAAGUUCGCCGGCGAGUUUAACAGAGAGGAGAGAAGAAACAUGAUGGUCGGGGAUGGCAAGGACCUUGACGUCGCGGUUGUGAGUCAUCGGGAAACUGUGGGAGCUAAUAAGACCGCGAACACGAUUCAGUCCGGCUUCGUGAAGGAGAUCGUGAAACAGGAACCGAGUUCAAUCGACAUCAGAACGAUCUACAGCGAGACGAACGUCUUCAACGACGACGAGGAGAAGAGCGAGAAGGGGAGAGCAUUGUCGAAGAUAAGGCCGAGUAUAAUUGCCAGCGGAGCGAUUCUUGGCGUGACCAUUGUCGUUUUCCUUGCCAUAUUCAUCGCGUGCCGGAUCAAACAGAAGCAGAAGUACCGAUACAGGAACACCUUCUCCAGAGCCGUGUUCCAAGGCCCCAUGCUGGCCGCGAGGAAACUCUCGAACUCGAGCAGCCUGAGCACCGUCAUGGUCAACGUGAUCGCCACCUCGACGACGAAGAGGCCGGAGAAACACGAUGCCGUGGAACGUGCCAGAGAAAUGGAUACUAAAAGCGACAUCGACAAUGACUCCUUGGAUGCCAACGACAGUUGGGAAACCAUUCCUGAUUACAUGAAAUGAUAACUUACCGGAAGCUUGACAAUUACCAGUAUUUUUUUCGUUCUAGCGUUAAAUUCAAUCUUGCAUGUGUACAGAAAAGCCUGACCAUGCGCAAAGUGAAAGGCAGAUUUAUCGGUCUCAGUCAGUUUCUCAUUUAGAGCUACAAGCAACUGUUUCAAACGGAUGCGAUUUGUACAUACGAUUGUAUAGAGUUUCUAAUCGAGUUUUAUCCUUAAAGCUUAAUAUAAUUUAGAAUGUUAGGAUUAGUAUAAAUAUUCUUACAUAGGAUAUCAUCUUAGAUUAUACGGUAUCGGAAGCGUUUUCUGAUACUUCAAACUCCAUUCUUUCAAACUUAUAUAUAUAUAUAUAUAUAUAAUACAAUGAAAUAAAGUAUUUAUUUAUAUCCAGAUGAAUCUGGGGAAUCGUCAUCUUACGAUCUAAAUAAAGAGAAUUAUUUUUACUACUUA